Molecule: messenger RNA, 1587 nt
Organism: Heterostelium album PN500
Lineage: Eukaryota; Evosea; Eumycetozoa; Acytosteliales; Acytosteliaceae
Exons: 4
Coding region: 1-1587 (528 amino acids)
Source: RefSeq, a predicted model, not a curated record
AUGAAUAAUAAUAGUUUAUUUAUUAUCAUUCAGAAAUAUAUAUUAAAUAUAUUAAUAAAAGAGGAUCAAGUCCCAUCAUCUUUAACUUUAAAAAACUAUAUAGAAUCACAUACCGAUGCAAAGGACUUGAAAUACUUUAAAGGUGGAUCAUAUCAUUCAUUGGUGAACUAUUCAUUAGUAUCCAAAGUAUGGUUCAACUACAUAUCUAAUUCACUAUGUGAAAAGUUUUAUUUUAAAUAUAAUAAUAAUAAUAGUAAAAAUAAUAAUAGUGAUAGAAAUUUAUUGUUUGAUCUUUCUAAAUCAAGUUCAAUCUAUAAGUUUAACAAUGUUAAUUAUUUAUAUUUCGAUACGAGCGAUAUGCCUAGCUGUGUGGAAGCCGAACAACAUGCGAUAGUCCAUUGGAUUUCAAGGUUUGUGAAUCUGAAACGAUUGGUUAUUGGCACAGAGUUUUCAGGGUUGGUCAGAACGUUGGUGCGUCGUUUGCCAAACAUCAAGAUAGAGGUGCUUGUCUUUCAGUAUCACGAAUACUACAUGAAUGUGGUGGAUCUUUCAGAGUUUGACCGGUCUACACUCGAGUUUGUUCAUGUCCAUGCCGGAGAAUUCUCAUCGUCCGUGGAGUACGAAGAUAUUGACAACUACUUUGAAGAUUACAUAAGAAAGUGGCGAACCAAUUCCAUCUAUUGUGAAUAUGGAACCGAUGGUGAUGUAGAGGGUGUCAUCCAUAUAUCCUACAAGCAACUACUUACCAAGGUUAGAUCUUUACAAUCCAUUGUUAUACCGUCAGAUCAUAUCGAUACCAACCAACUUAAAUAUAUACUAGAGCAGCAACAGCAACAACAAACAGUUGGUGGUGGUAUUGAAGCAUUCAAAGGGAAUGUACCGUUUGGAAUAUACGAUUAUCAAAGAACAACAGAGUUGGAAUGUUUACCAUUGUCCACACAAGAAUCUGUUGUUGAUGAAAUAUACAAUAACAAUCGGUUGGAACAUUGGAUUACAUUCUGUGAAUUACUGGCGAGUAAUACAACGUUAAAACAUCUCUACUUGACCAAUCAGUGUAAGAGUAUCUAUAAUAACGAUAGGGAGGAGCAUAGGUUGAAGGCGUCAACCAUACAAGUUACUUCUGAAUCAUUGGGCGCAACACUAUCGAUGAACCAAACACUUCGAACACUCUCGAUCUCCUGUGAAAUAUUGUCCGAUUCAUUCUACGAAACGAUAUCACAUUCCAAUCGAACCAUUAGCGAAUUAGAAUUGAUCGAUUGCGAUCUUUGGAAUCUACAAUCGAUUGGACAGUCACUUAAAUACAAUAGAUCACUUAAGCAACUGACGAUAUCAAAUAGAAACAACCAAAUAAAACAAGAGAAAGCAAUAACUAAAGAUCAAGCGAUAGAAUCAUUCAUACUAGGAUUACAAAAUAACAAAACCCUAAUACUCUGCUCUGAGAGGACAACCAUUAAGAAUAUUGCUGAGAAACUCCCCACAUGGGGAAAUGAAGAAUUCGUUUCUGAAAAGUAUUUAGUUGCAAUAUCAACUAUAAAUAAACUGUUACCAAUAUUCUUAAUGGUUGUCCUCUCAGAGCAGAGUACUUAA